AUUCUCCAGCCGUUGAUCAAUAAUGACCACCUCUUCAGGCCGUGAGCUCUAUACCACUGUCAUCUCUCCGACAUUAGAGCCUGGAACGACUUGGUUUGGUAAGGAUAAUGGUAAGCUGACCCGGAAGAUCACCAACUGUUUUACAAACAAGUUUGAUGGACCAUACUACAGUUGGAGAUGUGUGCCAACUGGAAGAAGAGAAAGAUACUUCAUUGAAUUCGCGAAACAACACACCUGGCAUCCCUCACUUACAGGUGUGGUUGAAGCUAAAUUUUAUAAGAUCAUUCAACUGUGUACAAAAGACAUGGUUAGUAAGGCAGCGACAAAAAGAGAGAAGCCGUAUUGGAUUGAGAAAACUAUGUGGAAAGAGAUGUGUCAGUAUUGGGACACUGAAGAAGCAAUAGCCAAGAGUUCAACCACAUCAGCAGCUAGGAUGUCUGACCGUAAUGGUCUUGGUCCUCACAAGCAUGUUUCUGGUCCAAAGUCUUUCUUACAAGAAGUUGAAUUGGGAAGACCUCCUACUAUUGGUGAACUUUUCAUCAUGACUCAUACCAAAAAGGAUGGGACUUUUGUGGAUAGGAAGGCGCAGGAAAUCCAUGAGGCAUAUCUCAAAAACAAGGCAACUAAGUUGGCUGCCCUUCAUGAGAAUGAUGAACUAUCUGAUGGUACUUUGUGUCGGUCUGAGCUAUCUCAAGAGGAGGAUGAUGAGAUCUUCCUUCAGUCAACUGUCACAAAUGAUAGAGGGGAAUACUUUGGAGUUAGAAGCUUAGGAGUUUACAUCAACAAGAAGCGUAAGAACCCAGGAUGCAGUUUUUCUUUCACAACCCUGCUAUCGCAGCUUGAGGAUGCUAACCGCAAGAUAGAGGAACAAGCAGCUCUACAAGCAGAACGUGAAGCAGAGGCAUUGUGGGUCGCAGCUUCACAAGCAGCUGAGAUCAAGCACUUGACGAUGGUGAAGAAGUACUUGAGUGAAAGUGACCCUAAUUUUCUGGCCUUUCUCAAGUCUCAAUCAACUCCUGCAGAUGAUCAUUCAGAGGUCCAAGCUUCUACUCCUGCUGCUAAUCCUGAUGGUACUACUCCUGCUACUAUUGUCCCUUAGAUUUCUCUCCUCUUAACUUAGAACUUGAACUUGAUAUUUGGUUUGGUAUGUUGGUACAAGUACUUGAACAAGUAAUCUUUGUAUAUUUAUUAUGUUUUGUUUGGAUUGAACAAGUAAUAUUGUAUGUUUAUUAUGUUUUCUGUUUUAAUUCAAAGGUUCUUUUUUUAUGUUUGGUUUUGAUUAUAAAUUCGUAAUUGGAAU
Arabidopsis arenosa is the source of this 1300-nucleotide messenger RNA. The record is from the annotation of a GenBank genome assembly. NCBI's taxonomy places the organism in Eukaryota, Viridiplantae, Streptophyta, Magnoliopsida, Brassicales, Brassicaceae.